Molecule: messenger RNA, 1451 nt
Organism: Suncus etruscus (white-toothed pygmy shrew)
Lineage: Eukaryota; Metazoa; Chordata; Mammalia; Eulipotyphla; Soricidae
Gene: C1GALT1C1
Product: C1GALT1 specific chaperone 1
Exons: 2
Coding region: 232-1188 (318 amino acids)
Molecular function (GO): N-acetylgalactosaminide beta-1,3-galactosyltransferase activity
Source: RefSeq, a predicted model, not a curated record
GGGCGCCCGCGGCUCCACCCCCCGGGGAGUAUUAGCCCCGCCUCCCGGCCCGAGCCCGUUGCCUAGCACACUUCCGGGUUCUCCCCGCCCCGCGGCGAAACCAACGAGAGGACACCGCCGGCAGCUAGAGCAGCCCGACCUAGGAGUGGAACCUAGAAGCGCGCGAAUGUCAGAGGCAAGCUGUCCGCGGCUGCGCUUUCCCGCCCCUGAGCUCUUCUAAACUCGGGAAAAAUGCUUUCUGAAAGCAGCUCAUUUUUGAAGGGUGUGAUGCUUGGAAGUGUUUUCUGUGCCUUGAUCACUAUGCUGGGACAUGUUAAUAUUGGCCAUGAAAAUCGAAUGCAUCACCAUGAGCACCAUCACUUAAAAGCUCCAAAUAAAGAAGACAUCUCCAAAAUUUCAGAUGAUGAACGCAUGAAGCUCAGUAAGAACUUCCGGGUGUACUGUAUCAUCCUUGUAAAACCGAAAGAUGUGAGUCUUUGGGCAGCAGUGAAAGAUACCUGGACCAAACACUGUGACAAAGCAGAAUUCUUCAGUUCUGAAAGUGUUAAAGUGUUUGAGUCAGUUAACAUGGAAACAAGUGAUAUGUGGUUAAUGAUGAGAAAAGCUUAUAGGUAUGCCUUUGACCAAUACAAAGACCAAUACAACUGGUUCUUCCUCGCACUCCCCACUACAUUUGCUAUCAUUGAAAAUUUAAAGUAUUUUUUGUUAAAAAAGGACCCACUCCAACCUUUCUACCUAGGCCACACUGUAAAAUCUGGAGACCUUGAAUAUGUGAGCAUGGAAGGAGGCAUUGUCUUAAGUGUAGAAUCUAUGAAAAGACUGUCUAGUCUUCUUAGUGACCCUGAAAAGUGUCCAGAACAGGGAGGGGUGAUUUGGAAGUUAUCUGAAGAUAUGCAGCUGGCAGUCUGCCUGAAAUAUGCUGGGAUAUUUGCAGAAAAUGCGGAAGAUUCUGAAGGAAAAGAUGUAUUUAAUACCAAAACUGUCGGGCUGUACAUUAAAGAGGCAAUGGCAAAUCGCCCCAACCAGGUAGUAGAAGGAUGCUGUUCAGAUAUGGCUGUUACUUUCAAUGGGUUGUCUCCCAAUCAGAUGCAUGUGAUGAUGUAUGGGGUAUACCGUCUUAGGGCAUUUGGGCAUACUUUCAAUGAUGGGUUGGUUUUUUUACCUCCAAAUGGUUCUGACAAUGACUGAGAAGUGAAACAAGAGCAUGCAGAUAAUCACCAAAUAGCAUAUGUGAUGCUGUUAUUGGUGGGAACAACUAUAUAUCCAUAACAGCAGUAUGAUUUUUUCCCUUUUUUCUUGCCUUUUACUUUGAUUGGGGUUAUCGGGUUCAAUUGCAUAAUAAAGACCAAUCAUUAAUUUUCAAACACAAUGGAACAAUCCCCCUUAAACCAAGAAAUUCUAAAUGUGUCAAAAAUAUUUUAAGAGUGAUAACUUUGAAAAUAAAGUCAAUA